Molecule: messenger RNA, 570 nt
Organism: Suillus bovinus
Lineage: Eukaryota; Fungi; Basidiomycota; Agaricomycetes; Boletales; Suillaceae
Exons: 6
Coding region: 1-570 (189 amino acids)
Source: RefSeq, a predicted model, not a curated record
AUGACCAGUAAAGCAGCCGUUGAGCCAGUAUGGUAUCUGCCUGGCAUCACUGAACAUUUUGGGAUAUCCGAGAGCCUGCUUCGCCGUGCCCUGUUCAAAGACACUGGAGGAAUGUAUCCUGAAUUGAUCACCCGCCCCGAUAUCAAGGUCUUCCUCCCUCCUAUUGGCAAUUUGACAGUUGACAUCUUUGGAAACCCUGCCUUCCUGGCUGAUGAGUCUAAGGAACUGACCUUGCGUGUACACGAUGAAUGUAAUGGUUCUGAUCUCUUUGGAUCCGACAUUUGCACCUGCAAACCUUACCUGGUCUUUGCAAUCAAAGAGUGUAUCUGUUGUGCCCAGAGAGGUGGAGUAGGCCUUGUAGUCUACUUCCACAAAGAGGGCAGAGUGCUAGGUGAAGUCACAAAGUACUUGGUCUACAAUCUCCGGAAGCGUGGUGGCAACUCUGACAAGUACUUCAAGUCCAUGGAGCUUAUUGCUGGUGUGAAGGACAUACUUGGAGAAAAACUUCUCGAUCUACUUCCAGCGACUGCUCAAACGAAGUGGAGCCCACCACAUCAACAUACACAGUAA